GACUCGCUGCCUAAUUAUUUGGCACAGCCCUGGAGCAAAGCCACAGUUUCUCCUUCACGUUUCUCUUGAGGCACUGAGACAGAGUCUGCAGUGGGAAAGCCUGAGUCUCAUCUCUUAAAGAAAAAUAAAAACAGUAGACCACAUUUCUGAACUAAAGGAGACAAUGGCAAACCAAGAAAAGAGUGAUACCCAUCUGACAGGCAUCAUGGGUGAAAAGCAGUACAGCAAUGGAGAGCCUGGUUUAAAUCCAAAAUUCCAAGGUCUCAGAAGACAGGUCACAGCCAGUCAGCUAUUAGAGGCUGAAAUCAUUGAGAAGGAGCUGGUGGAUCAACUGAAUCAAGGAAAAGUGACUUUUGAAGGAGUUAACAAAAUGGAAUCAGUGCAAAAGUACCUGCAAGGAACCAACAGCAUUGCAGGAGUGCUAGUGCAGUCCUCCACAGAGAAGAUGAGUAUCUACCAGGCCAUGAGGAAAGGGAUUCUGAGACCAGGCACUGCACUGAUUCUCCUGGAAGCCCAGGCCGCAACUGGAUUUCUCAUUGACCCAGUGAAGAAUAAAAAGCUGUCUGUAGAACAAGCAGUGGCUGAAGGACUGGUGGGCACAGAACUGAAAGAUAAACUCUUGUCAGCAGAGAGGGCUGUCACUGGGUACACUGAUCCUUACACUAAGAAGACAAUCUCCUUGUUCCAAGCCUUGAAAAAAGACCUGAUAGUAAAGGAUCACGGGAUACGCCUGCUGGAAGCUCAGAUCGCCACUGGGGGCAUCAUUGACCCGAUCAACAGCCACCGUGUGCCUGUGGAGGUGGCCUACAAGCGGGGAUACUUUGAUGAAGAGAUGAGUCUGAUUCUCUCUGACCCAAGCGAUGACACCAAAGGGUUUUUCGACCCCAACACUCACGAGAAUCUCACCUACUUGCAGCUGCUGGAGAGGGGUGUAAAAGAUCCACAAACCGGACUCUGCUUACUUAGCCUGGUUAAGGAAGGAGAACGGUAUGUUUACAAUGAUGCACAAAUGCAGAGUGCCCUCAAGUCAGCUACAACCAACAGGGUAGCAGGGAAGUUCAAGGGCCAGACAGUUUCCAUCUGGGAACUGCUCUAUUCUGAAUACAUCACUGAGGAGAAAAGGAGAGAGCUUCUGCAGCAGUACAAGUCGGGAAGUUUGACAAUUCAGCAAUUCACAGAGACCAUCAUUACCAUGGUUGAGCAGAGUAUUAAAACAACAACCACGACGACAACAACAACAACAACAACCACAAAAACAGAAACCGACUCAAAAUUCCAAGGUCUCAGAAGACAGGUCACAGCCAGACAGCUAUUAGAGUCUAAAAUCAUUCAGAAGGGGCUGUUUGAUCAACUGAAGCAAGGAAUGGUGACUUUUGAAGCAGUCAACAAAAUGGAAUCAGUGCAGAAGUACCUGCAAGGAACCAACAGCAUUGCAGGAGUGCUAGUGCAGUCCUCCACAGAGAAGAUGAGUAUCUACCAGGCCAUGAGGAAAGGAAUUCUGAGACCAGGCACUGCACUGAUUCUCCUGGAAGCCCAGGCCGCAACUGGAUUUCUUAUUGACCCAGUGAAGAAUAAAAAGCUGUCUGUAGAACAAGCAGUGGCUGAAGGACUGGUGGGCACAGAACUGAAAGAUAAACUCUUGUCAGCAGAGAGGGCUGUCACUGGGUACACUGAUUCUUACACUAAGAAGACAAUCUCCUUGUUCCAAGCCUUGAAAAAAGACCUGAUAGUAAAGGAUCACGGGAUACGCCUGCUGGAAGCUCAGAUCGCCACUGGGGGCAUCAUUGACCCGAUCAACAGCCACCGUGUGCCUGUGGAGGUGGCCUACAAGCGGGGAUACUUUGAUGAAGAGAUGAGUCUGAUUCUCUCUGACCCAAGCGAUGACACCAAAGGGUUUUUCGACCCCAACACUCACGAGAAUCUCACCUACUUGCAGCUGCUGGAGAGGGGUGUAAAAGAUCCACAAACCGGACUCUGCUUACUUAGCCUGGUUAAGGAAGGAGAACGGUAUGUUUACAAUGAUGCACAAAUGCAGAGUGCCCUCAAGUCAGCUACAACCAACAGGGUAGCAGGGAAGUUCAAGGGCCAGACAGUUUCCAUCUGGGAACUGCUCUAUUCUGAAUACAUCACCGAGGAGAAAAGGAGAGAGCUUCUGCAGCAGUACAAGUCGGGAAGUUUGACAAUUCAGCAAUUCAUAGAGACCAUCAUUACCAUGGUUGAGCAGAGUAUUAAAACAACAACCACGACGACAACAACAACAACAACCACAAAAACAGAAACCGACUCAAAAUUCCAAGGUCUCAGAAGACAGGUCACAGCCAGACAGCUAUUAGAGUCUAAAAUCAUUCAGAAGGAGCUGUUUGAUCAACUGAAACAAGGAAUGGUGACUUUUGAAGCAGUCAACAAAAUGGAAUCAGUGCAGAAGUACCUGCAAGGAACCAACAGCAUUGCAGGAGUGCUAGUGCAGUCCUCCACAGAGAAGAUGAGUAUCUACCAGGCCAUGAGGAAAGGAAUUCUGAGACCAGGCACUGCACUGAUUCUCCUGGAAGCCCAGGCCGCAACUGGAUUUCUCAUUGACCCAGUGAAGAAUAAAAAGCUGUCUGUAGAACAAGCAGUGGCUGAAGGACUGGUGGGCACAGAACUGAAAGAUAAACUCUUGUCAGCAGAGAGGGCUGUCACUGGUUACACUGAUCCUUACACUAAGAAGACAAUCUCCUUGUUCCAAGCCUUGAAAAAAGACCUGAUAGUAAAGGAUCACGGGAUACGCCUGCUGGAAGCUCAGAUCGCCACUGGGGGCAUCAUUGACCCGAUCAACAGCCACCGUGUGCCUGUGGAGGUGGCCUACAAGCGGGGAUACUUUGAUGAAGAGAUGAGUCUGAUUCUCUCUGACCCAAGCGAUGACACCAAAGGGUUUUUCGACCCCAACACUCACGAGAAUCUCACCUACAUGCAGCUGCUGGAGAGGGGUGUAAAAGAUCCACAAACCGGACUCUGCUUACUUAGCCUGGUUAAGGAAGGAGAACGGUAUGUUUACAAUGAUGCACAAAUGCAGAGUGCCCUCAAGUCAGCUACAACCAACAGGGUAGCAGGGAAGUUCAAGGGCCAGACAGUUUCCAUCUGGGAACUGCUCUAUUCUGAAUACAUCACCGAGGAGAAAAGGAGAGAGCUUCUGCAGCAGUACAAGUCGGGAAGUUUGACAAUUCAGCAAUUCACAGAGACCAUCAUUACCAUGGUUGAGCAGAGUAUUAAAACAACAACCACGACGACAACAACAACAACAACCACAAAAACAGAAACCGACUCAAAAUUCCAAGGUCUCAGAAGACAGGUCACAGCCAGACAGCUAUUAGAGUCUAAAAUCAUUCAGAAGGGGCUGUUUGAUCAACUGAAGCAAGGAAUGGUGACUUUUGAAGCAGUCAACAAAAUGGAAUCAGUGCAGAAGUACCUGCAAGGAACCAACAGCAUUGCAGGAGUGCUAGUGCAGUCCUCCACAGAGAAGAUGAGUAUCUACCAGGCCAUGAGGAAAGGAAUUCUGAGACCAGGCACUGCACUGAUUCUCCUGGAAGCCCAGGCCGCAACUGGAUUUCUUAUUGACCCAGUGAAGAAUAAAAAGCUGUCUGUAGAACAAGCAGUGGCUGAAGGACUGGUGGGCACAGAACUGAAAGAUAAACUCUUGUCAGCAGAGAGGGCUGUCACUGGGUACACUGAUCCUUACACUAAGAAGACAAUCUCCUUGUUCCAAGCCUUGAAAAAAGACCUGAUAGUAAAGGAUCACGGGAUACGCCUGCUGGAAGCUCAGAUCGCCACUGGGGGCAUCAUUGACCCGAUCAACAGCCACCGUGUGCCUGUGGAGGUGGCCUACAAGCGGGGAUACUUUGAUGAAGAGAUGAGUCUGAUUCUCUCUGACCCAAGCGAUGACACCAAAGGGUUUUUCGACCCCAACACUCACGAGAAUCUCACCUACUUGCAGCUGCUGGAGAGGGGUGUAAAAGAUCCACAAACCGGACUCUGCUUACUUAGCCUGGUUAAGGAAGGAGAACGGUAUGUUUACAAUGAUGCACAAAUGCAGAGUGCCCUCAAGUCAGCUACAACCAACAGGGUAGCAGGGAAGUUCAAGGGCCAGACAGUUUCCAUCUGGGAACUGCUCUAUUCUGAAUACAUCACCGAGGAGAAAAGGAGAGAGCUUCUGCAGCAGUACAAGUCGGGAAGUUUGACAAUUCAGCAAUUCACAGAGACCAUCAUUACCAUGGUUGAGCAGAGUAUUAAAACAACAACCACGACGACAACAACAACAACAACCACAAAAACAGAAACCGACUCAAAAUUCCAAGGUCUCAGAAGACAGGUCACAGCCAGUCAGCUAUUAGUGUCUAAAAUCAUUGAGAAGGAGCUGUUUGAUCAACUGAAACAAGGAAUGGUGACUUUUGAAGCAGUCAACAAAAUGGAAUCAGUGCAGAAGUACCUGCAAGGAACCAACAGCAUUGCAGGAGUGCUAGUGCAGUCCUCCACAGAGAAGAUGAGUAUCUACCAGGCCAUGAGGAAAGGAAUUCUGAGACCAGGCACUGCACUGAUUCUCCUGGAAGCCCAGGCCGCAACUGGAUUUCUUAUUGACCCAGUGAAGAAUAAAAAGCUGUCUGUAGAACAAGCAGUGGCUGAAGGACUGGUGGGCACAGAACUGAAAGAUAAACUCUUGUCAGCAGAGAGGGCUGUCACUGGGUACACUGAUCCUUACACUAAGAAUACAAUCUCCUUGUUCCAAGCCUUGAAAAAAGACCUGAUAGUAAAGGAUCACGGGAUACGCCUGCUGGAAGCUCAGAUCGCCACUGGGGGCAUCAUUGACCCGAUCAACAGCCACCGUGUGCCUGUGGAGGUGGCCUACAAGCGGGGAUACUUUGAUGAAGAGAUGAGUCUGAUUCUCUCUGACCCAAGCGAUGACACCAAAGGGUUUUUCGACCCCAACACUCACGAGAAUCUCACCUACUUGCAGCUGCUGGAGAGGGGUGUAAAAGAUCCACAAACCGGACUCUGCUUACUUAGCCUGGUUAAGGAAGGAGAACGGUAUGUUUACAAUGAUGCACAAAUGCAGAGUGCCCUCAAGUCAGCUACAACCAACAGGGUAGCAGGGAAGUUCAAGGGCCAGACAGUUUCCAUCUGGGAACUGCUCUAUUCUGAAUACAUCACCGAGGAGAAAAGGAGAGAGCUUCUGCAGCAGUACAAGUCGGGAAGUUUGACAAUUCAGCAAUUCACAGAGACCAUCAUUACCAUGGUUGAGCAGAGUAUUAAAACAACAACCACGACGACAACAACAACAACAACCACAAAAACAGAAACCGACUCAAAAUUCCAAGGUCUCAGAAGACAGGUCACAGCCAGUCAGCUAUUAGUGUCUAAAAUCAUUGAGAAGGAGCUGUUUGAUCAACUGAAACAAGGAAUGGUGACUUUUGAAGCAGUCAACAAAAUGGAAUCAGUGCAGAAGUACCUGCAAGGAACCAACAGCAUUGCAGGAGUGCUAGUGCAGUCCUCCACAGAGAAGAUGAGUAUCUACCAGGCCAUGAGGAAAGGAAUUCUGAGACCAGGCACUGCACUGAUUCUCCUGGAAGCCCAGGCCGCAACUGGAUUUCUUAUUGACCCAGUGAAGAAUAAAAAGCUGUCUGUAGAACAAGCAGUGGCUGAAGGACUGGUGGGCACAGAACUGAAAGAUAAACUCUUGUCAGCAGAGAGGGCUGUCACUGGGUACACUGAUCCUUACACUAAGAAUACAAUCUCCUUGUUCCAAGCCUUGAAAAAAGACCUGAUAGUAAAGGAUCACGGGAUACGCCUGCUGGAAGCUCAGAUCGCCACUGGGGGCAUCAUUGACCCGAUCAACAGCCACCGUGUGCCUGUGGAGGUGGCCUACAAGCGGGGAUACUUUGAUGAAGAGAUGAGUCUGAUUCUCUCUGACCCAAGCGAUGACACCAAAGGGUUUUUCGACCCCAACACUCACGAGAAUCUCACCUACUUGCAGCUGCUGGAGAGGGGUGUAAAAGAUCCACAAACCGGACUCUGCUUACUUAGCCUGGUUAAGGAAGGAGAACGGUAUGUUUACAAUGAUGCACAAAUGCAGAGUGCCCUCAAGUCAGCUACAACCAACAGGGUAGCAGGGAAGUUCAAGGGCCAGACAGUUUCCAUCUGGGAACUGCUCUAUUCUGAAUACAUCACCGAGGAGAAAAGGAGAGAGCUUCUGCAGCAGUACAAGUCGGGAAGUUUGACAAUUCAGCAAUUCACAGAGACCAUCAUUACCAUGGUUGAGCAGAGUAUUAAAACAACAACCACGACGACAACAACAACAACAACCACAAAAACAGAAACCGACUCAAAAUUCCAAGGUCUCAGAAGACAGGUCACAGCCAGACAGCUAUUAGAGUCUAAAAUCAUUCAGAAGGGGCUGUUUGAUCAACUGAAGCAAGGAAUGGUGACUUUUGAAGCAGUCAACAAAAUGGAAUCAGUGCAGAAGUACCUGCAAGGAACCAACAGCAUUGCAGGAGUGCUAGUGCAGUCCUCCACAGAGAAGAUGAGUAUCUACCAGGCCAUGAGGAAAGGAAUUCUGAGACCAGGCACUGCACUGAUUCUCCUGGAAGCCCAGGCCGCAACUGGAUUUCUUAUUGACCCAGUGAAGAAUAAAAAGCUGUCUGUAGAACAAGCAGUGGCUGAAGGACUGGUGGGCACAGAACUGAAAGAUAAACUCUUGUCAGCAGAGAGGGCUGUCACUGGGUACACUGAUCCUUACACUAAGAAGACAAUCUCCUUGUUCCAAGCCUUGAAAAAAGACCUGAUAGUAAAGGAUCACGGGAUACGCCUGCUGGAAGCUCAGAUCGCCACUGGGGGCAUCAUUGACCCGAUCAACAGCCACCGUGUGCCUGUGGAGGUGGCCUACAAGCGGGGAUACUUUGAUGAAGAGAUGAGUCUGAUUCUCUCUGACCCAAGCGAUGACACCAAAGGGUUUUUCGACCCCAACACUCACGAGAAUCUCACCUACUUGCAGCUGCUGGAGAGGGGUGUAAAAGAUCCACAAACCGGACUCUGCUUACUUAGCCUGGUUAAGGAAGGAGAACGGUAUGUUUACAAUGAUGCACAAAUGCAGAGUGCCCUCAAGUCAGCUACAACCAACAGGGUAGCAGGGAAGUUCAAGGGCCAGACAGUUUCCAUCUGGGAACUGCUCUAUUCUGAAUACAUCACCGAGGAGAAAAGGAGAGAGCUUCUGCAGCAGUACAAGUCGGGAAGUUUGACAAUUCAGCAAUUCACAGAGACCAUCAUUACCAUGGUUGAGCAGAGUAUUAAAACAACAACCACGACGACAACAACAACAACAACCACAAAAACAGAAACUGACUCAAAAUUCCAAGGUCUCAGAAGACAGGUCACAGCCAGACAGCUAUUAGAGUCUAAAAUCAUUCAGAAGGAGCUGUUUGAUCAACUGAAACAAGGAAUGGUGACUUUUGAAGCAGUCAACAAAAUGGAAUCAGUGCAGAAGUACCUGCAAGGAACCAACAGCAUUGCAGGAGUGCUAGUGCAGUCCUCCACAGAGAAGAUGAGUAUCUACCAGGCCAUGAGGAAAGGAAUUCUGAGACCAGGCACUGCACUGAUUCUCCUGGAAGCCCAGGCCGCAACUGGAUUUCUCAUUGACCCAGUGAAGAAUAAAAAGCUGUCUGUAGAACAAGCAGUGGCUGAAGGACUGGUGGGCACAGAACUGAAAGAUAAACUCUUGUCAGCAGAGAGGGCUGUCACUGGGUACACUGAUCCUUACACUAAGAAGACAAUCUCCUUGUUCCAAGCCUUGAAAAAAGACCUGAUAGUAAAGGAUCACGGGAUACGCCUGCUGGAAGCUCAGAUCGCCACUGGGGGCAUCAUUGACCCGAUCAACAGCCACCGUGUGCCUGUGGAGGUGGCCUACAAGCGGGGAUACUUUGAUGAAGAGAUGAGUCUGAUUCUCUCUGACCCAAGCGAUGACACCAAAGGGUUUUUCGACCCCAACACUCACGAGAAUCUCACCUACUUGCAGCUGCUGGAGAGGGGUGUAAAAGAUCCACAAACCGGACUCUGCUUACUUAGCCUGGUUAAGGAAGGAGAACGGUAUGUUUACAAUGAUGCACAAAUGCAGAGUGCCCUCAAGUCAGCUACAACCAACAGGGUAGCAGGGAAGUUCAAGGGCCAGACAGUUUCCAUCUGGGAACUGCUCUAUUCUGAAUACAUCACCGAGGAGAAAAGGAGAGAGCUUCUGCAGCAGUACAAGUCGGGAAGUUUAACAAUUCAGCAAUUCACAGAGACCAUCAUUACCAUGGUUGAGCAGAGUAUUAAAACAACAACCACGACGACAACAACAACAACAACCACAAAAACAGAAACCGACUCAAAAUUCCAAGGUCUCAGAAGACAGGUCACAGCCAGUCAGCUAUUAGUGUCUAAAAUCAUUGAGAAGGAGCUGUUUGAUCAACUGAAACAAGGAAUGGUGACUUUUGAAGCAGUCAACAAAAUGGAAUCAGUGCAGAAGUACCUGCAAGGAACCAACAGCAUUGCAGGAGUGCUAGUGCAGUCCUCCACAGAGAAGAUGAGUAUCUACCAGGCCAUGAGGAAAGGAAUUCUGAGACCAGGCACUGCACUGAUUCUCCUGGAAGCCCAGGCCGCAACUGGAUUUCUUAUUGACCCAGUGAAGAAUAAAAAGCUGUCUGUAGAACAAGCAGUGGCUGAAGGACUGGUGGGCACAGAACUGAAGCAGAAACUCUUGUCAGCAGAGAGGGCUGUCACUGGGUACACUGAUCCUUACACUAAGAAUACAAUCUCCUUGUUCCAAGCCUUGAAAAAAGACCUGAUAGUAAAGGAUCACGGGAUACGCCUGCUGGAAGCUCAGAUCGCCACUGGGGGCAUCAUUGACCCGAUCAACAGCCACCGUGUGCCUGUGGAGGUGGCCUACAAGCGGGGAUACUUUGAUGAAGAGAUGAGUCUGAUUCUCUCUGACCCAAGCGAUGACACCAAAGGGUUUUUCGACCCCAACACUCACGAGAAUCUCACCUACAUGCAGCUGCUGGAGAGGGGUGUAAAAGAUCCACAAACCGGACUCUGCCUACUUAGCUUGAAGAAAUAAAAUAAUAAUAAUAAUUAAUAUGGAAUAGAAAUUACAUUUUAAAUAUUAUGUGGACAAGCAGGGCUUGAAUUUCAGCGCAGAAUCGUGGGAAUCGUGCAUUUUCCAAGUUGCUACCGCAUACCUGUAACUUUCAGUGCAGGAAAAUCCUGCAGAGAUAUUUUAAGACUCCAGUGCAUUUUUCACUACAACAAUUUCUAAGGAAGUGGGUGUCAGUGACGAAAGCACUAUGAGCCACAUUCUGAGUAGUUCUGUAUAAAAUAAAUGCAUAAAUAUAAGUAGUGUUCGAUAUUUUAAAUGCCGCAAGACUUUAUUCUCUCGUAUGUGAUUCUCGGUCGCCAUCUUUAAGCAUUAUAGAAACUCAGUAACCCUGCAGUAAGUAAACAGUUUUGAAAAAAAAAACAAUAUUAAAUCUGUCUAGGUGUUGUUUUGAAAGCGGUGACUUUCACUUAAAAAAAUAGAAAUGGAGCGCUGGUUAAAAAGAAAAGCACCUUUUACUUCUGCUGCAGGCAAAGAAAAAGUUUGCAGGAGCCAUUAAAUGAAAACAGUGCAGAAUGUACAACACAAACAAACGAUAGCAGUGAAGGGAAAGGCAAAAAAGGUACAUUUCUGCCAAACUGGCAUAAGAUUUACCCAUGGCUGGAGUUUAAAAUGAGCUGUUCAGUCUGCAGUCUCUAUGCAACUGUAACGUUUGCUAGCCGCUUUUACAAAAAGUCUACAUUAUUGAGACAUUCUAGUGGCAGUACACACAACACAGCUUUAAAAAAGGAAAAGUGAAGUGGAAACUUCACAUCAGGCAACGGCAAGAGCAAUGGAGAGGGCGCUGUCUCACAGUGAUGAACAGCUGUAGGUCUCCUGGAAGCAGCUUAUUUUAAAGCAACACCAGUGUUCCCCCCUAAAAUUUUAGAAUCCCCCCAUUGGCUGCAGCAUAGGGGGGGAAAUCCCCCCAGCACACAAAAAUCAAAUUCAAGCCCUAACUAGGUUUACUCUGAUAUUCUGAUAUCAGUACGUCUUUAUAAGAUAUUAAAACAUAUCCGCAAAACAAUAUUUUCUAUUUACCAUGGUGAAAAUAAUUGAGUUAACCCACAUAUUAACCUCAAAUGGGUUUAACUUUUUUAUAUGGCAAUAAAGAUGUGUUGAAUUUGACAGGUGUUUUUCGCUAUCUUUCUAAAUGCAUACAAUAAAUUGAAAAUUGUA
Messenger RNA from Acipenser ruthenus (sterlet), 10312 nucleotides. Its product is annotated as epiplakin-like. Gene Ontology annotation, molecular function: structural molecule activity; keratin filament binding. The record is from RefSeq and is a predicted model, not a curated record. NCBI's taxonomy places the organism in Eukaryota, Metazoa, Chordata, Actinopteri, Acipenseriformes, Acipenseridae. Gene Ontology annotation, cellular component: keratin filament; cytoplasm; membrane. The transcript is spliced from 2 exons. Gene Ontology annotation, biological process: wound healing; intermediate filament bundle assembly. Bases 164 to 9118 code for a protein of 2984 amino acids.